GCAGCAGCUGUGGGCGUGGCCAUGGUGCUGGUGCUGCUGGUGGCCAUUCCGCUACUGGUACACAGCACGAAAGGAGGCGGUUCUGGAGGUGGGACGCAUUACGAAAUGCUGGGCAGUUGCAGGAUGGUUUGUGACCCUUUCACCCCGCCUCAAAGCGGCCACGAGCUGGCCGCCGUUUCCCCGCCACCUCCAGAUUUCACGGCGCGAAGAGGGAAGUCGGGAAUUCGCGGGACACCAGGUAUCCCCGGGCCUCCAGGUCCCCGCGGACCCCCAGGAGAGCCAGGCAAGCCUGGUCCUCCAGGACCCCCCGGCCCUGGGCCUGGAGGCUACGUGCCCUCCUUCUACAGCCCAAAGAUCGCUUUCUAUGCAGGUCUUCGCAAGCAGCACGAGGGCAGCGAGGUGCUCAAAUUUGACGAUGUGGUGACCAAUGUGGGCAACUACUAUGAGCCCAGCACUGGCAAGUUCACCUGCCCCCUGCCUGGCAUCUAUUACUUUACCUACCACGUGCUCAUGAAGGGAGGGGAUGGAACCAGCAUGUGGGCGGACCUGAAGAAGAAUGGACAGGUGCGGGCCAGUGCCAUCGCUCAGGACGCUGAUCAGAAUUAUGACUAUGCCUCCAACAGUGUGAUCCUACACUUGGAUGUGGGGGAUGAGGUGUGUGUGCAGUUGGAUGGGGGUAAAGUCCAUGGGGGCAAUACCAACAAAUACAGCACCUUCUCUGGCUUCCUCAUAUACCCAGACUGA
Molecule: messenger RNA, 744 nt
Organism: Megalops cyprinoides (Indo-Pacific tarpon)
Lineage: Eukaryota; Metazoa; Chordata; Actinopteri; Elopiformes; Megalopidae
Product: complement C1q-like protein 4
Exons: 2
Coding region: 22-744 (240 amino acids)
Molecular function (GO): protein binding
Source: RefSeq, a predicted model, not a curated record